This is a messenger RNA of Micropterus salmoides (largemouth bass), 5200 nucleotides long. RefSeq names its product phosphatidylinositol-4-phosphate 3-kinase catalytic subunit type 2 gamma (gene pik3c2g). Gene Ontology annotation, cellular component: plasma membrane; cytoplasm; phosphatidylinositol 3-kinase complex. The transcript has 34 exons. The coding region runs from base 537 to 4706 and encodes 1389 amino acids. The record is from RefSeq and is a predicted model, not a curated record. Gene Ontology annotation, biological process: phosphatidylinositol-mediated signaling; cell migration; phosphatidylinositol-3-phosphate biosynthetic process. Gene Ontology annotation, molecular function: 1-phosphatidylinositol-4-phosphate 3-kinase activity; 1-phosphatidylinositol-3-kinase activity; phosphatidylinositol binding. Lineage: Eukaryota; Metazoa; Chordata; Actinopteri; Centrarchiformes; Centrarchidae.
CACAGGUGACAAUGAUUUCUACUGAUCAUUACAUUCAAAAUGCUCAAGACUGAAGGUAGUGAGUGAUCACAGAAACAUUUCAACUUUGAAAAACACAGCUUAAGGAAGACUCACCUGCUCAUUUUAAAGAUUUUAACACUAGUCUAACAGGAAUAACUUUUCAGAGCCUCUUCUUAUGAACACAAAUCCCACUACUGACUCCAGAUCUUCUUGCACAGGCCACGCCUUCCAGCACACCUGCUUGUAAACUCUUCACAGAGCAACUACACCAAGAUGGAGCUUAAAUACGCAGAGGGAGUGUUGUUGUGGGCUGUGUGAGGGGGAGGAAGGGAGGGACAGUGGCAAGUUUGAGGAAACACACAUGGGAAGCCUUCCAGAUCUUGUACAAAUCUAAUGCGUUGUGGAUGGCUUCAGUCAAGGAGUCACCUCGUCGACACAGGAUGGGAGCUUUGAGGUUCUGCAUUAUUUCAUGAUAUGAAGUGAGGACAUGCUGAGAUACAGCAUCUAGGAGGACUUGUACAACUUCCUAGAAUGUGAUGGAAUUUCCUCAAAGCCAACGUGGAACAAUCCAGAGACAAGAUGCAAGCGCCACUGACCUCCCCAUGCCUCUUAGUGAGGAUCUUCAUGGAAUGUACCUUACUGAUUAUCUUAAAGAUAGUGAGACACACUUGUAUGAGGUCACUUGGGCUGGGCUCAUACCCCCAAGUGAAUCCCAACUCCGACCUCCAGGCCAUCUCUCAAGUCAUGGAGGAGAAGGCCCUCAGAACAUAGACCCCCAAAUCCUAAAUGGGCCUUCCCCAGUCCGUGGCCCUCAUCCUGCACCCAGAACCAGGCUUCCUAGUGCAUGUUUGCCAGCAAGGCAGAGGCAGGAACCCCCUCCUGUUCCCCCCAGGACACACGUACCCGUCAGAAACAGCAAAAUGACGUUUUCCUGUGACCUCGCUGAGCCCACUUACAAACUGAAUCGUUCCAGGACAGAAAUACACAAUCAUGAACCAUGGGCCAUCAAACUAAUAGACACUCCACAAGGCAGCACCAAGAGGCUGGCUUCUUUUUGUGAUGCAACUUCCAAGCUCAUGUCACGGUACAAGCACACAGACAGCGCUCAUAACUCAGGAGUUGUAUGGGGUCAAUUGUUACAAAUUCACCCUGCCCUACUGCAGCAGGUGGAGGUGGAUGUCAGUGUGGCCAUUGAGUGGGACAACAACCAUGUCCCUUUGCCCACCACAGUGAACAGGACAGUGCAGAGUCUGAUUGAUGAAAUCUUCCAGCUGCUGGACCUCACUUCUGGCACAAGCGGGAAUUAUGUUUUAAAACUGUGCGACUCUGAGGAGUAUCUCAAAAAUGAAGAACUGCUUGGUAUGCAUGAGACCAUUCAAAUCUACUACAAGCUUAAUCUAGUUGUCCCCCUCCGACUGCUCCAAGUGAACAAACUCAAACACCGUUUGGCUAGGAAUGAGGAGGACGACAAAGCCCCAUGCCAACUGUACCAGCUCAUGCAUCCUGUCUGUGUCUUCAGCCCCUGCAAGUUGAGCCUGCAAGAUGUGCUCAAUACCUACAACAGAGAGGUGAUGGAGCUAAUGAGAAACAAGUCUGGGAUGAACGUUAACGUGCUUGUGGACUGUGUUCGCACCAUCAGCAAUCUUCUGUGUGGGCUCUCAUGUCAGGAGUUGGAGGACACAAUUGGCAGGCUCAACAGAAUAAAUCCCAUAACUCUGAGUCAUGAUGAGGUGUCUGACUGUGAAACUGCCUUGAUGAUGCUUCACAGGGCGAUACUAAAAGUGCUGCAGAUGUUUUUUGACAACUUCCAGUCUGACUUCAGAGGUCAGGAGGUAACCAGCAACCUGCAAACCAAUGAUGUUGAGAAGAACACUGAAAUCCUCCAAUUCAAUAUUUCUGCUCUCUAUCAACUACCACCCAGCUGGAUGACCAAUUUUGAGUGCUUCUCUAUUUCCUGUGAGUUGACGUAUGGAGGAAGAAAGAUCUGUGACACUGGCAUUUCUGAAAACAUCAGCACUGCAUUGUCAUACGGAAACAAGAUCCAGUGUAACCGCAUAAUGGUUUUUCCUGUUCCAGUAAAUGAGCUGCCAUAUGAGUGCAUGUUGACAUUUUGCCUCAAGGGCUCCAAACGAGGCAAGAGCCCAGAGCUCUUAGGCUGGGCUGUACUACCUCUGUACAGUGACGGGACUCUGGUGACGGGGAUUGUUCUGCUCAGUAUGUCCACACUAGCUGAGCUGCCUGCUCCUCCCUCCCCUGCCUUGUUUGACAGCCACACACAAGCCAUUGGGGUCAUACUGCAGCUCCAGUUUCAGGAUCAGGUUGAGUGGAAGUGUGUAAGGCCCUGUGCGCUCCCCGGUUCAAUCAUAUUUACUCAGCCUUGUGAGGAAUUACAAAAGAAAAUGUUGGACGUCUCUAAGAAGCACUGCCUUUGCUUUCUAACAGAAAAUGAGAAGGCUUUCCUCUGGAGUAAGCGAUACUCCAGUGACAAAGGAAGCACUUUCCUCCACCUGCUGCUGGGUGGAGCCCCCCGGUGGCAGCCUGAAGACCUGACAGAAAUCUAUACUGUUGUAGAGAACUGGCUCAUCCAUCUACCUGAGGAGGCCCUCUUCCUGCUCAGUGACAAUUUUCAUGAUCAGACUGUGCGGAGGGCUGCAGUUCACUACUUUGAACAAAUUCCCGAUGAAGAAUUAGAGGUGUUUCUGCCACAAUUGGUCCAGGCUCUGAAGAGUGAGUGGGAACUGAAUGGACCUCUGGUGAUGCUGCUGUUGGAGAGGUCACUGAAGAACAUACGGAUUGCCCAGCAACUCUACUGGCUGCUGAAGGAUGCCCACAAUGACCCCUACUACCAGAGUUGGUUCAGUAAGGUUGAGGCUGCACUGUGGCAUUGUUGUGGCCGGGAACUGCGGCAGGAGCUGGAGAACGAAACCCGCCUGGUGUCUGUGCUUGUAGAGGUGGCUGAGAGUGUUUGCACUGCCGAAAAGGCUCGACGCAAGAGCGUUUUGGAGAAAGAAAAGUGGAAGAUUGAUCACUUCUUCAGGGAUGGGAUCAGCUGUUGUCUGCCACUGGAUGCUGCAGUCCGUGUAAAGGCCUUGGACAUGGGUGCCUGUAAGUUCUACAGCUCCAAUGCUGCUCCUCUGGGGAUCUCUUUCAUCUGCUCUGAUCCUCUGGCCAAGAACGUCAGCAUCAUCUGCAAGACAGGAGAUAACCUGUGUCAGGACAUGCUGGUUCUUCAGAUAGUCCGUGUGAUGGACAUGGUUUGGCUCCAGGAGGGGCUGGACCUGCAAAUGAUCACCUACAGGUGUCUAUCUACUGGCAAAGCUCAGGGCCUGGUGGAAGUGGUUCCAGAGGCAGUGACGCUAGGGAAUAUUCAUCAGGAGUGGGGUCUGGGUGGCACCCUUCGAGAAGACACACUAGAGAAAUGGUUCCACAUGUGGAACAAAACUAAGGAGGACUAUGAGAAGGCUGUGAUGAACUUCAUCCACUCAUGUGCAGGGUGGUGUGUGGCCACCUUCAUCUUAGGUAUCUGUGAUCGCCACAAUGACAACAUCAUGUUGAAACACAGUGGACACAUGUUUCACAUCGACUUUGGCAAGAUUAUGGGCAAUGCACAGAAGUUUGGAAGCUUUAAAAGGGACCGAUCACCAUUCAUCUUUACAUCUGAGAUGCAGCACUUCAUCACAGGCGGGGGACAGAAGCCUCAGCGCUUGCAUCGCUUUGUGGAGCUCUGCUGUGAAGCUUACAACAUAAUCAGAAAGCGCUCUGCACUGAUACUCAGCUUGUUGGAGCUGAUGCUACAAGCAGGAAUGCCUGAACUGAAGGACUCAAAUGACCUGCAGUAUGUCCAGAACAACCUCAGACCCCAUGACACAGACCUGGAGGCCACAUCUUACUUUACAAAGAAGAUCAAGGAAAGCAUGGGCUGUUUUGCAGUCAAGUUUAACUUCUUUACACAUAGCAUGGCUAUGGGGAAGAGACCACAAUCACUAACCCAGGACGAGAUCCCCGCUCCCAGCACCAACAUCCAAGAAGCUGUCAUCCUGAGCUACAACAUCAAAGGAAAAGAUGUGAUUUAUGACCUGAGGGUAACCAUUCAUGAUGGUUUUCUGAACAGUGAGAUGACAUAUGGGCAGUUUGAGUUGAUCCAUAAGCACCUGCAGAAAUACUUCGUGGAAUCCAAGCUGCCUCAGUUUCCUAGUUGGUAUAAGCUGUCAUUUACCCCAAGCAGGAGGAUGUCUCUGCUGAAUAAAUACCUAAAACAGCUUUUUGAGGGACCGUGCAAGGGAAAUGAAUAUGUGUGCAGCUUGUUCCUGGAUGGACCCAGUACAGUCCAAGACAGUGUGGUGGCAGGAGCCUGUCCUCAGAUCCAGCUCUGCAUUUCCUACUCUGACUGUAAGCUCUCAGUCUUGGUAAAACACCUGAAGAACAUUAAGCAGGCAAACGGCUCCAACCCUGACGCCUACGUGGUCACAUGUCUGAGGCCAGACCCUCAGCAGCGAUCUAAAAAGAAGACAAAGGUGGUCCGAAAUAAUGACAACCCCACCUUCAAUGAACUGCUGGAGUACAAUGAUGUCCCACUGAUAUAUGGGAUGGUGCUGGAAGUGACAGUGAAGAGCAAGAAGACUUUCGUGGCUGCAACAAACAUUAAACUGGAUGAGGAGUUGCUUGACAAGGAGACCUGGUUUCCCCUUGGGAACUGUACAAUCUGACCUCAGAGCUGCACUGUAGUCCUGUGGCCAACAGGGGGAGCCUCCACAUUGAGGAAAAGAAUUAAUCCAAAGAUUUCGAAGACUGACUAAGUGAGGAAAAAGUUGCCUGAGCAGAGGAACUGUCCCCUCUCAUUUAUACUUAACCUCACUCCAGAGAUAAAUACUGCAAGUGAAUGGGGUAUUUGGAUGAAGUUACAAGUGAGUGAAAGAAUCAGGGAAAGAGACUGUUUACUGUGUGUUUAUUUUUUUAAAUGUAAAUAAAAUGAAGGACAUUUGCUAAUUAGUUAGUUUUUGGAUGUGGCUUUGGAAAUGGAUGAAGGAAAGAAAUUAUUCCAUUUAUUAUUAUACUUGCACUUUAAUUUGUACUUUAACAUUGUUAUUUUUUUUUCACUGAGUCAAAACCGUCAAAAUGUGUGUGGCGACUGCCGAUGUGACAGAUUAAAGAGGAGGUGAUGCGGUUCUGUUAGGAGCUGCCUGCCUGAUACCUGCCCAGA